Molecule: messenger RNA, 9662 nt
Organism: Neofelis nebulosa (Clouded leopard)
Lineage: Eukaryota; Metazoa; Chordata; Mammalia; Carnivora; Felidae
Gene: HEG1
Product: heart development protein with EGF like domains 1
Exons: 18
Coding region: 115-4542 (1475 amino acids)
Biological process (GO): heart development
Molecular function (GO): calcium ion binding
Source: RefSeq, a predicted model, not a curated record
UUCGCUCACUUCCCCAGCCCCGCGCGGCGCCCGCCGCCCGCUUCCCUCGCACCCGCGGCCGCCCCGCGCCCGCCCCGCGCGCCGGGCAUGUGAGCGCGGGCGGGCGCCGCCACCAUGGCCUCGCCGCCGCUCCCGCUCCCGCUCCCGCUGCUGCUGCUGCCGCUGCUGCUGCUGCCGCCGCCGGCCGCCCCCGGGACGUGGGGGCAGCCGCCCUCCCCGGCCCGCCGCGCGCCGAGCCGGGCGCCCCUCGCAGGAGCGGGGCUGGCGCGGCCGCCGGAGCCCGAGCCCGGCCCCGAGCGCGAGCCGACGCCGCCCACGCCGCCCCGGGAGCGCCGCGGGCCCGCGCCCCCCGGCCCCAGCCGCACGGCCCUCGGGCCGGCCGCCGCCACACGCCGGGGACGCUCGCGCCGGGCCCCCCAAGGCGGGAGCGCGGCUGUGGUAAGGAACCACUGGCCAGAAAGUAGCACCAAACCCCACAUAGAAAACAUCACCAUUGAUCAGAACCAAAUGGACUUUUCAACGGUGGUCUCCAAGGAGGGCGUGAUGACUCAGACCCCCAGAAAGAGCUACACUUCUUCAGAUGCUCCAGAAAACUUCAUUCCACAAACUGAAGCAGCAGAUGCUAGAGGAAGAAAUGACUCUUCCAGGAAAACAAAUUUCACCAUUUCCCCUGUUGGGUCUGACACAGCAACAGCUCUGACUUCCCAGAGCCUCACCAGAGCAUUGGGGACACUUCGCUCGCCAUCCAGUUCAGGGUCAGAAGGAAGAACUGCCCCUUCUCACACUGAGAGCGGAACGUCCCAAGGGUCCCUGGCAAGAGGAAAGGGGCUCCCCGAAGACGUGACCGUGCACACCCAACUAGCUGCCACUUUGGUUUUCAGCCAGGCCCCUCUGCCUGCUUUAGAGAUGGAAGAGGAGACCACGCUCUCUAGGAAGAGAAAUUUUUCAGGACCAGCGCUCUCCAGGACACCGGCUCACUCCCCUCCCUCAGACCACCCCGGAUCUUCUGGAAGCACUGAGAUGCUUAACAACUCCACUACUCUCCGAAGCACCUUGCUGAAUGGGACACAGAGUGUGCGUGUUACCACCACGCUCCCCAGUGGUGUCCCAGGGAUGCUCCAGUCUUUAACCGGCAGUCCACGACCUCUAAAUGAGACAGAGCAUUCCCCCAAGGACUCAGAAAUUGCCAUGACUUCAGUAUCAGCCCGUUCUUCACCCUUUGAGGCAGAGCUGAGAAGAGGCAGUGGAGUAAUCAGGAAUCCAGGGGAUGGGGAAUUCACUGAGCCAUCCACAGAAAAUGGAUUUGGCCUCACAUCUUCUGGGGUCUCAGUGGAAUUCUGGCAAAAUGAUUCCCCAACCUUGGGAGGAGAGCAGCUUGCCAGCAGCUCAGACGCAGAGGAUGGAAGUCCCAUGUCUCAAACUGAGACUGUGUCUAGGUCAGUCCUGCCGGGCAGAAGUGGAGCCAGCACAGCACGCUGGUUCUUGACCAACAGCAAGACAUUCGCAGAUGCGACAGGAAGCUCCACUUCCUAUCCUGAAGUUGUGAACGCCUCAGUGCUGACCCGGUUCUCAGCCUCUGUGUCCCAGUCUAGAGGAAGUGACACAGCACUGGGCGACAGGAGCUACUCUGAGCCAGCCACCGAGUCUUUGUCCUCAUCCUCCUCAGAAAGCCUGGAUUCCUCAGCAGCACGUGGUGAGUGCUCAACCACCGAGGAGGGUCCUGAGCCUGGAGGAAAUUCUGCCACGCAGGAGGGGACUGCCGAGGCUCCCCACCCGCACACUGCAGCUACUUUCCCGGGGACUGCAGAGCGCACGUCACGGUCUCUCACCAACACGAGCACAACUUCUGCAGAAGUGGGGCACUCUGUGGUGACCAGAGAAACCGAGAGUGCCACCCAGCACGGGAACGUGACGGUGACUGCUGACGCCCACCUGGUCUCUGGUUCCCUGGCGGCCUCACCAGCCCUGGGAGUCACUGGAAUUAGCUACAGUCAAGUGAGUGGCACGGACUUUGAACAGAAGGCUUCCAGCGACUACGCAGACCACACCUAUGUCUCCUCUACUUUUACCAAAGGAGAACGAGCAUUGCUGUCCAUUGUAGACAACAGUUCAACCCCGGACAUAAGGGAGAGUUCGACCUCUUCUGCUAAGAUCUCAAACUCUUCACAUUUAGAGUAUUCUUCCUCUUCUCAGGCUCAGACUGAAAGAAGUAAUGUGUCAUCCUAUGAAGGGGAGUACGCCCAGCCUUCCACCCAGUCCCUGGCUCUGCACACAGCCAACCUUCCAUCCUACACAUCCACCAUUAACAUGCCAAACACGUUGGUUCUUCUGGACGCUGAUGCUGGAUCGACUGGCAACUCUUCUUCCUCUUUUUCUCCUCCUCCUCCUCCUUCUUCUUCUUCUUCUUCUUCUUCUUCUUCUUCUUCUUCUUCUUCUUCUUCGGGACCCCCUUUGCCCCUGCCCUCAGUAUCCCAGUCCCACCAGUCAUUCUCCUCAAUCUUACCAUCAACCGGGGCCUCUACUCUUCCACUGCAGUCCACUCCCCAUGCACCCACACCUGUGUCUUCCUCACCAGCGUCCCUGACAGCAUCUACCCUUGCCUCGCCGUCUACCUCCCAAACAACGCUGGCACCUUCACCUUCUACUCUGGUCCUGCCUGUGACUCUAGUUCAGACGGCGACAAUGGCAUUGUCUGUGGCAAUGCUCCCCAGUAGUCAAACAGCAAAUCCUAAGAACCAGAGUAACCCAUACCAUGAGAAAGUCAUUACAGAGUCAAAGCCACCGAGCCUGGAGUCUCUGCCCACAGAGGCCACCGAAGCUGUAACAAUGAGGUCUACCUCAGGGAUCCCUAUGCCCUCGGCCUUAACAGAGUCCUCCACUGAGCAAACCCUUCCAGCUGUAAGCACCAGCAUAGCCCGAACGUCUCCAGCUUUGACAACCACCAUUCUUGAGACCUCUCAUCCCCCCAGCUCUGCGUCAACCACAGCAGCCCUGAUGGCUGACCCCACAACAGUACAGACUACGGCUGGAAAGCAGCUCUUGCCAACCAGCCCUGAAAUUCCAGUACCACGAAUCUCAACAGAAAGUGCUGUCACCACGGAAAGGAACCAAGCCCAUGUAGAUGCUACCACCCAGUUGGUGCCCCUGACCAGUGUACCCACGUCGGCGAAAGGACCGACCAUGGGGCUCGGUGUGAUGGAAGAGAACAGCCCGGCUUCACACUUCCUCGGAACAUCUCCUUCUCCCCAGACCGUAGGCGUUUCCACAGACCAAGUACUGACUCCUAGAUCUACUACCUUCGCUGCUCGGGGCAGCACACCGUCACCCACAGCACUGUCAUCGGCAGCUCCAGUUAACAGCUGUGCCACUAACCCUUGUCUUCAUGAUGGGAAAUGCUCUGUGGACUCCAGCAGCCGUGGGUAUCGAUGCAUGUGCUCACCUUCCUGGCAAGGGGAUGACUGCAGUAUGGAUGUGAAUGAAUGCCUCUUGAACCCCUGCCCACCCCUGGCCAUGUGCAACAAUACUCAGGGAUCCUAUACCUGCAAAUGCCCGGUUGGGUACCAGUUGGAAAAAGGAAUAUGCAACCUGGUUAGGACCUUCGUGACAGAGUUUAAAUUAAAGAAAACGUUUCUCAAUACCACCAUGGAGAAACACUCAGACCUACGUGAAGUUGAAAAUGAGAUCACCAGAACAUUAAAUGUGUGUUUUUCAAUGUUUCCUGGUUAUACCCGAUCCACAGUUCAUGCUUCUAGGGAGUCCAGUGCAGUGGUCAUGUCCCUGCAAACCACGUUCUCCUUGGCCUCCAAUGUGACACUGUUUGACCUGGCUGACGGGAUGCAGAAAUGUGUCAACUCCUGUAGGUCCUCUGCUGAGGUCUGCCAGCUCUUGGGAUCUCAGAGGCGGAUCUUCAGAGCGGGCAGCUUGUGCAAGCGGAAGACUCCGGAAUGUGACAAGGAGACCUCCAUCUGCACUGACCUGGAUGGUGUCGCCCUAUGCCAGUGCAAGUCAGGCUACUUCCAAUUCAACAAGAUGGAUCACUCCUGCCGAGCAUGUGAAGAUGGAUAUAGGCUUGAAAAUGAAACCUGUAUGAGUUGCCCAUUUGGGCUCGGUGGUCUCAACUGUGGAAACCCCUAUCAGCUGAUCACCGUGGUGAUUGCAGCAGCAGGAGGCGGGCUUCUCCUUAUUCUAGGCAUUGCGCUGAUUGUUACCUGCUGCCGAAAGAGUAAAAAUGACAUAAGCAAACUCAUCUUCAAAAGUGGGGAUUUCCAAAUGUCUCCCUAUGCUGAGUACCCCAAGAACCCUCGCUCACAAGACUGGGGCCGAGAAGCUAUUGAAAUGCAUGAGAAUGGAAGUACCAAAAACCUCCUCCAGAUGACGGAUGUGUAUUACUCGCCCACAGGUGUAAGGAAUCCUGAACUUGAACGAAAUGGACUCUACCCGGCCUACACUGGACUGCCGGGGUCACGGCACUCGUGCAUCUUCCCUGGACAGUAUAACCCAUCUUUCAUCAGUGAUGAGAGCAGGAGAAGAGACUAUUUCUAAGUGCGGAAGAGAGAGGGAGGGCCCACUGCUCUGAGCAACUUGUGGGAUCUCGGCUGCUCAGAGUACUGUACCAGGGGGGCCCGCGAAUACUGGCUGCUCCCAGGACUCGCGGAGCCACAUGUGAAUGGCAAGCAGGAAGCGGGACAGGCGUGAGGGGCGUAACCACGGUGGAAGGAGACAGAUGGAUGCGGGGACGUGGAACUGAGGGCUGCUUGUUAGGCACCUGCACUGUUACUGUGAACGUGAACAUGGGCCGGUACCAGGAGUCUCUCAGUUCAGCAGCCACCACCGGCCGAGGGCUGACUGUUAGCCAGGCACAUGGUCAGGCACCUUCACCAGGACCUAGUCUUUCCUCAGUUUGCACUUUAGUAAAUUGGAUAGGGAGGUCUCCUUUCGGAUUUGUUUCAAGACUGUUCCAGAAAGAAGGCCUCUCUUCCUCAGACACUUCCAUAGGCCUCAGUUGGGUGGUGGUUAAUUUACGGCAGAGCACUGGCCCUUUUGUUGUGUUCCUGCCCAGUAUCUACAUGCUCAACAACAGAUGACGAUGAUAAACAUACCGCUAAGGUUUGGAGAUGCUGUAGGGGAACAUACAGUAUUUUCGUGGGCUUCUAGGUCUCCUGCAGUUUCCAAGCCCACCCUCAAAAUGAGGAAUUGAAAUUUAUGAGGCACAGCACACACUCCACUUUGUUUUUUAAUCAAGGUGACACGUUUAUUUAGGGGUAUUUUUUCCCUCUGCAGUUACAUCCCACUUUUUCAAAUAAGUCUGGAUCCGGGCAAAACAAGCUCCACGUGGUUUUCAAUAGAGGCGCCCCCUGCCUGUGGUGAGGCCCAGCAGGUAGCAGUGGGCACAGGCGCUGGGCGAGGGCCCUGGUGGGGGACUCUCAGAGCUGGAGGCGGUGGGGUGCUUCUCGUCCCUGAGCGCCUCGCCCCCCACCUUUGAGGCCCAAGUACUAUGUGUAUGCAGUAGAAAUGGAGAGCAGAAUGCAGACUGGGUCUGAGGGGCAUUCCACCACUAAUGGAAAAGCAGCCUGAUGGAGUCCCCGCAGCUGAAUGUGGUGAAAGGAGCAGGCUGAUGGGGCACGUUCAGUUUCCUGAAACCCAGUGCUUUGGGAAGCCAUGUGGGUUCCUGAGGAAGCCUAGGGAGCUGGGAUAGAGCCACACGUCCCGUCUGUGAGUCUGCUUCCUUACUAGUGCAGCCUUCUUUGAUUGUAUGCCAGAUCUUGUCCACUGACUCAGUGCGAACUUUCAACCAACUGCUCAAAGCUGUUUAUUCACUGAAUAACUUAUUUUCACUCAUGCAGUAAUUUGUACCUCUUUAUACCGCUGCAUGGUUCCCUCCAGAAACAUCAUUUAAGUCAGCAUUGGAGAGCUAAAGACUUGUGGCCAGUUAAGGAGUUGAGAGUUUGCCUUUGGGAAGGAAAUUCCACCUGUCUUAUUUAUUAUGCCUGCGAGAUGGGUCCUGGGAGGAGGGGGCAUACCCCGUACUCAGCGUCUUUAAGUGCUGCUUGGGGAACUGCAAUUGUUCUCAUCAUCUGCUUUUGAAACAUCCUGUUUUGGGAUGAGAACACAGUGGCAAAAGAAUUGUUCCCAUCCUGAAGCUUGGAGCUCAGUGGCACCUGCAUUCAUGGAAGCGGUGUAGCCUUCGGGGACAGUUAAGUCUUGGGUGUGGUUGUUUUCUCAGAGUUCUCUUUUUAGAAUGUAUCUCAUCCUUAUUCUUAUGUAAUCCUCGUCCUAACCGUCUUAAGUGUCAACUCCUGUGUCCCGGGGUCUCCACGAGCCACAAUACCCUGCUGCAGCAGGAACACAAAUCAGGUGUGAUGCUUCUUAGUCGUUAAAUUGCACUCAUCUCCCGAGAUACGCAAAGAAUUCUGUUUUUGUCAGUGGAUGCCGACUUAAAAUUUCAGAGCAUCACCUUUCAGAAUCCUUGGGUCUUGGAUCUCUCUGGGGAAGCAAACAGCCCUUUGUGCCUCCUGGUCUUGCAUCUAACUGGAGAGCUCUGAGCCCCUGCAUUCCGGCUCACCAUAGCCUACAGGCUCGGCUGUCUCACGAGUAGCCUAGCUUCCUGGCUCUUGAUAUUGAUCCUUGCUCCUCCCAGGGACCCAGAGCCAUGGCAGGGAGCUAUUCCCAGGCUUAUUCAGCUAAGGGUGUUGGAUGACAUCACAGCUGACAAAUCAUCUCCUGUGUCAGGACUAGAAGCUAGAAGUUACAUAAAAUGAAGUGUUCUGUCUCAAAAGCAUUCUUGGGAAGAAUCCCAAAGUCCAGAGAACAGUGUCCUGUGAGUUCCAAGAAUGCUUUCCUGUGAGUACGUUUUGUGCACAUGAAAUGGAUUAAGAAUAUUGUUUUUCAUUUACUGUGAAAAAAGGAGGACCCGUACAAUGUUAAGUUCAUAUGUAUCUCAUUUCUAGGAGGCUGUGGGGUUGGAGAAGGUGUAUCUCAAAAGCGUGAGGGUCUAAGAAGGUAUGCAAACAGCAUGAUUGUUAUCCGGUGCCAGCUGCCACCCUGAGUGAGGAAGGGAGAGGCUGGCUUUGCCCCAGCCUGGGGUUAAUACCUCCUAAAGGACCUGCCUGGGCCUAGGGCAAACAACCAAUAGGACAGCAGCAGCUGCUGGAUUGAAGGGACAGGGCUGGGGGCACCCCUGGCAAGCAGAAGCUCUCAGCUCCCGUAUAGGGGCUCGGUAUCAGCCCCUGUACCUGGAAUGUGUGAUCCGUGCUCGUAGAAAUACCAUGGUCCUGCCUCCCUGGGGCCCCACAGCUAGGGGAAGGUGGAAGGGAAAAGUGACACUUAACUGCUCUUGGGAGGCUUAAACUUCUGCAGGGAGAGCUGACUGAAUAGAAACCAUGCGUCCUGUAGCAAGCGGAAACACUUUGCUGGGACUCUCAGAGCAGGGUGGGACUCACCUGCCAGCCACCUGGCAACUGUGGGUUUUGUUUAAACUCCAGGGGCUCUUAUUUCUCCUGUCUUUUCCUCUCUGCCCCAUGAGUCAGCCCAGGACACUGGAGACAACUUACGAAGUCUACCUGUCACAGCCAGAAUCUCUGGUGUUCCCACUAUGGCCAGGCUCUGUGCAACGUCCCUGGCCUCACUCACCACACCCUUGUGAAGUAUGCAUGAGAGUGUCCGUUUCUUGUACCUGUGAACUUCCAGAGAGGAAAAAUAUCUUGCCUUGGAGAGCCAGGAUUCAAACCCUUCUCCCUGCCUUGCCAACAUGGUGAAUGCCUCGCCGUCUAAAUGUACCUUAAAUGUCAAAGAGGGCAUGAGAGACUGGGCUUAAAAUAUACUUAAGAAAAAAUAAAUAACCUUAAUAUUAUUAAGCAUUAACUAAACUAAUGAGAUGAAAUGCAAAAAAAAAAAAAAAAGUUGAAUCCUUUUGGAAAAAGUCCUUUCGGGUUUGUUAUUGCAUAUAUUUCUUGGACACUUGAGGUCAUCAUUAAUAACGACUGGCUUGUGCUUAGCAAGAAGCAUACUGGUGCGUGGCUUUGAGUGUAGGAAGGGUAAGGCGAUGACCCAGUUUUCUGACAAACACAGCCAGACUUAGAUGUCCAUCUCAGGGCUGUUUGGCCUUGUUCCCAUGGUAAGGCUAUGGCUCCCACAUACUGGAAGCACAUUUUUGUGAACGUUAUCAGAAAUUGGGAACAUAUUCAGUUGAAUGUCUUAAAUGCUGACAAAUCUUCCUUCUUUGACGAAAUUUUAUUUUCAGAAGCAGCUAAGUCAUUUAGAGCCAAAAUUGUUGAAUGGGUAGUGUAAUCAAGCUGGCUGAUAGCAUUUGAAAUUAUAAACAAAGAUGUGAGUAUUAAGCUCUUCAAGAGGUAAUUCUUAAGAAGUUGGCCCAAACAGAAGGGCAGCAUCUUUGCAAGACAAGGCAGGAUGGCUGCCAGAGAGAAUGUUUUUGAAGGACGAUAUUUUUCAGAUGUGAAAGUUCCCAGAGCAGGCACAUUAGGGUCAUCCCUCACACGUGGCUUUGUGGGGCCUCCAUGAAGCCAUCUUGCCCACUGGCGAAGUGCCCAGGUGCGCGGUAACUCUGGGAACUUUGCCUGAAGAAGCCAAAGCUGAGCAUUCUAGUUGCUCCUGGCUUAGGUCAGCCCAGUGUACCCCAAAGUAGGGUUGAGACCCAUAGCUCUAAGAUACACUGAUUUCAAAGCAAGAGUACUUCUUUGGAGACAGAAAGAAUACAAAGUUCAGUAUUUUCUAUCUUUCAAACUGCCCUUAAUAUCAAAGAUAUUUUUCUAUGUGAAGACUUGUGUGGAGUUAAAAGGGACCUGUCCUUUCCUCCUUCUUGACAAAGCAUCAUUCUGAGGCUCUCAUGUGCAUUUUUGGAAGAGAGCUACGGUUUUGUAGAAUUGUCUUUUGAGUGUGUGUUCUGUUUUUCUUUUUUUUUUUUUUUUCUUAAAUCCCCAGAGAAGGAAACUGGUUAAAAUACUAGAAACAUCAGAGUAUUAAAUGUCAGUGAAUUUGUUGUGCUAAAAUAUCUUUUCAAUAGUGUUAUAAUCCAUCCUAGUUGGUGUCAACCGCUCACAGAAAAGCCUGUGAAACCAAAGGGGACAAUUAAGGUUUACAAAGAGACGGGUCUUAGACCAGCUUUGUCCCCUCUGCAUUUUUCAAGAGGCUUUCAAAGGAUCUGCAUAUUAGAUUCUGGUUUUAUAUGUAUUUUUGGACAUGCACUGCAGGUGCAGAGUUCUUGUGUAGGAAGGAGGGGACUGGACAGAAGUGGGAUGGAACCAGGUCUACCUGGGAAACUAACACAGAUUUCUGUAUUACCUUGGCCUGUUUCUUUAAAAAAAAAAAAAAUGUCUUUCAUCCUGGGUUGCUGUGAGUUUUGUUACUGUUUGUGUCGCUGGAUUUAUGGUUAAAUGAAGCACGUAGCUGGGAUAUGAACUUCUUGAGUUUUCACAUUGUCCCGAGUUUCUUUUUGCAAACCUUUAAACCUUAGCCCCUGGUUGAUUGUGUUAAAACCAUUAUGAGAAUGUUAUUUAAAGUUGUAUUAUAAUUGCAACCUCCACUAAUUAUUCAGUACUGUAGCAGCAAAGUAUUAUUUGUAAGAAUUUGGUUAUUUUUAUACUUAUACCUACUUUAAGUCUGGCGUUCUAGUCAGUAAAUGAUGCAAUAAAAUGAAUAUCAUUUUC